Molecule: messenger RNA, 1447 nt
Organism: Xenopus laevis (African clawed frog)
Lineage: Eukaryota; Metazoa; Chordata; Amphibia; Anura; Pipidae
Gene: mad2l1.L
Product: mitotic arrest deficient 2 like 1 L homeolog
Biological process (GO): mitotic spindle assembly checkpoint signaling; regulation of nuclear division; negative regulation of mitotic cell cycle phase transition
Cellular component (GO): mitotic spindle assembly checkpoint MAD1-MAD2 complex; nucleoplasm; kinetochore
Source: RefSeq, marked predicted
CGAUUCAGUAUUGAGAAGUGGUUUCGAUGGCGGGUCAGUUAACACGUGAAGGGAUUACCCUGAAGGGCAGCGCUGAAAUCGUAUCAGAGUUUUUCUAUUGUGGCAUCAAUAGCAUUUUAUAUCAGCGUGGGAUUUAUCCAUCAGAAACAUUCACGCGUGUUCAGAAGUAUGGGCUCACGCUGCUAGUCUCUACAGACCCAGCACUGAAAGAGUAUUUAAACAAAGUUACAGAUCAGCUGAAAGAAUGGUUGUACAAAUGCCAAGUACAGAAGCUUGUGGUUGUGAUCACAAGUAUUGACAGCAGCGACAUUCUUGAACGUUGGCAAUUUGACAUAGAGUGUGACAAAACUGUGAAAGAUGGCAUUGUUCGCGAAAAGUCACAGAAGGUUAUUCAAGAAGAAAUUCGAUCGGUUAUAAGGCAGAUAACUGCUACUGUAACUUUCCUUCCUUUGCUGGAAACAGCAUGUGCCUUUGACCUGCUGAUAUAUACAGAUAAAGAUUUGGAGGUACCUGAGAAAUGGGAGGAAUCUGGUCCUCAGUUUGUGUCCAACUCUGAAGAGGUCCGUCUGCGUUCAUUCACAACAACCAUCCACAAAGUAAAUAGUAUGGUGGCGUACAAAAAGAUAGACACUUUCUAAGAACCCGGGAUCUUAUUUUUAUAGUAAUCCUAAAUGUAAGAUCAGUUGUAUAGUGUCAUACAGAUUGUUUUAUGAAAUCUGUCCCCAGAUUGUUGAUUUCAUACGUUAACAAAAAAGGAUCAAAUUACUGACAAGGAUGUAUCGUAUAGUAUUGCUUCAUACUGUGUACAUAUAAAGCAAUCAACUACAAAGGAUGGGGUGACUGGGGUCAAACCUCAAUAUAUAAUGUAUAUUAUGUGUAAUUUAGUAUGACUGUUAUCUUAAUAGUCACCCAAGUUCUUAAAUCCUGUUUCUUUUGCUGUGAGGUUUAAUAACCCCCCAGCUAUGAUUUUGUUCAUAAGACUUGCAACACAAUUUUAGGGCUCUGUGUGCUUUUUAGGUUGUGCUAUGUUAACAAUGAAAUGAUGUAUUUAAAUGUUACUACGAUGUGGGCUGAGGUUUUAUGUACCUUGUUUAGAAGCCAGGGUUUUAAGAUAAACUCUGCUUACAGAUAGAAUAUAUUUCUCUUUUAAUGCCUUUAUUCUGCUCAGCUUCCUGAAGCUUACUAUAAAUGUCCAUUUUCAAAGUGAUACAACCCUUUGAAGCAUAUUGACCUUACUCAAAGAAUUUAGGCACCUUAAGCAUCCAACAAUUCAUCUUGAGAAAAUGUGUAUAUUCUUAUGCAAGCAUAAUUAUCUAUAAGCAGGAUAUGUGAAGAUUUUAGGUGUGUACAUUCAACAAUUGAAAAUGUCUGUUUCAUUUUUGUGUUGUAUCACUGUCAACUUGUCUGUUUCUAUUCCUCUUAUAAAAUAAAGUACUCUUGAAUAUUA